UGCAGAAGUGAAACAAGUUAAUAGAGCUGAACAAUAACAUUCGCAAUGACACUGUACCAUUCGCACUCAAGAGCGACGAUCAUCCGGGUGGAGAGCAGACGGAAAGGCAGAGCAGUCGUUCUGGGCCAUGUUGGCCGAAGGGUUUCUCAGAGUGCUGUGUUACAGGGAGGAGAGACAGUUUGCCUCUGCUUCGAAGCUGCAGAGAUUGCAGGCACACGCUCGUUGUGCGGAUCAGUUCAACAGCCAUCUCUCCGACUCAAACCCUACAGACCUCCGGACAGAAUCAGCCAAAGCAGGUCCAAACAGGCAGGAGCUAGACUCCGCCCAAUGCCAGCGACUGAAAGUGGAGCCUGGAGGUCCUGCAGGCCGCUUCAUCCCUGGGUGUCUGCCGGUCCUCGCCCUGGACCCUGACUUUACAGUUUGCUUGGACAACUGCAGCCUCCUGGAGCAGUAUCCAGAUCUGCAGGUGGCCACCAUCCCCCAGCACGCUCUUUACACUCCGACCUCUGAACCCAGCCAUCAGCCGGACUGGGCAGCCCACCCGGGGCCGCGGGGAGAGCCCGUCUCCAUACCAGACCAGGGUUAUCUGGCUAUGGGGCGCAGUGUGAACAAGAGCUUGGAUUCGCCCGGGUCAGGGUUGGAGCCGAUGUCUAACUCAGUGCUGAAUGGGCUGCUGGAGAAGCAGCUGGAGGAGGUGUACAUGCAGCAUCUGACUGACAACUUGGCUCGAUGUAACUCCCACCUGGGCAACAGCCUCCUGCACGGCCUGGUGCCUCUGCCCGGCGGCAGCAGCCACCCUCGGGGGCCAGACUCACUGGAGGCCAGUCUGGAACCGGGAUCAGGAGGGUACAGAGGCAAGAAGAUGAGUUAUCUGAGCACCCAGAACUUGGUUCCCUGCUCGUCCAACUUCAGCUCUCCUGUUCUGCGGAUUUCGGAGGCUGACAAUAACAACACUCAUAACAAUACUCAUCAGCAAUGAGGGCAACACUGCACACGUAUUACAUGUGACGCUCGGCUGUGGCUCUUUUGCUUCUGCACGUCUUUAACGCAGAGUGAUCACAUACCCACAAUGCAACCGGGUGGGAAAACAUGCGCAAUCCAGUAGAUGAAUGCAAACUUUUAUUAUUUGUUUACCUAUAUUUACACAAUGUCUUUAUUAAUUGCUUGCUGAAGUGAGACGUGAAAUGUUCCUGCUCUCAUGUGCCAUCUGCUGCUAGGUUUGAGAACUACACCAUCAUGUUCCUGAUAAACGUUUGAAUCCAUUGUAUUGAUAUAUUGAUAUAUACAUGGGUGUGUUGACGGUAUUUGUUAUUAUGAAGCAAAGCAUAAUCCAGCGUUAGAUCUAGAUUCACCCUCUGCGUUGCAGAUGCCUUGUAAAUAGAGAUAUAUCCAAGUGUAAACGAAUCAUUCUGGUCUAAAUAAAGUACAAUAUUUCAAUC
Molecule: messenger RNA, 1439 nt
Organism: Cyclopterus lumpus (lumpfish)
Lineage: Eukaryota; Metazoa; Chordata; Actinopteri; Perciformes; Cyclopteridae
Exons: 2
Coding region: 128-979 (283 amino acids)
Biological process (GO): regulation of toll-like receptor signaling pathway
Source: RefSeq, a predicted model, not a curated record